AUGGGACAAUUGAGGGUACUGAAAGACAUGUUAGCUGAGGUGGUAGACCUCAUUAUUGGGGAGAAAGAUUUGGAGGAAUUGUGUGCCUCGGAUGCCGAGGCGGAUACGAGAGAUAGCGGUAUGAAGAAGGAGCGGUCGAUGCAAAGGCGACAGUGGAAGCAGCAGCACCACCACCAAAUGGUUGGAAAAGGAAAAUUGUUGGAUGGAUUGAGAGUGGCCAGCGUGGAUAAUUUUCAGGGCGAAGAGGCGACCGCCAUUAUAGUCUCCCUUGUACGAAGCAACAAAUACCAGAAUUGCGGAUUUCUCAAGACGCCCAACAGAAUCAACGUUCUCCUAAGUAAUAAGUCAGUAACUUUGCCUCUCAUUUGCAGUCGCGCAAAACACGAGAAAAGUGGCAAUAUCGGUCCGAAACUCGAACUUCGGUGCUCCCGUCACCCCGAUAACAAGAUCUAUGUCUCCUCCCCCGACGACUUUGCCAUCCAUGUCCCAGAGGCUUACUCUCUUGCGGACACAAUUGCCGAAAGCCACGUUGGAAUUGUAUGCAGAAUAAUGAUCACGGUUCUUGCAGUAUUCUAUGCGGACGAUUAUUUACAACUUGUUCGCACUGCUACAAUCAUCCAUGUCACGACGGCGUUCUAUGUUCUCCCUACAAUAUGCCCUAUGAUACACGUUGCAAGCAUAGCAGAUACCCUAAGACAUGUAGCGACCUGUGUGACCCUUGCGCGGAGCAAUGUGGAUGGAGUUGCGAUCAUCAACGCGGUCACUGCAGUAUGCCGUGUGCGGUCCUAUGUGAUAUCCUUUCUUGCGAUCAUCGCUGCGAAAAGAACUUUGUAUCUUGUGGACAUCAAUGCCCUGGGAAGAUACGGCGAAAUUGAGAUUGAUGAGGACCCAUUAAUAUUCCUCUCUUGUGGACACUUCUAUACAGUCUCCACCAUUGAUGGAAUUAUGGAGUUGACUCAGCACUAUGUCACUGACUUUCGAACUGGCAAGAUUGUGGGCCUGAAAUUAUCGCAAUGGGCAUUUUUGGAGGAAGCAACGAGAAGGUUUGAUGCAAAAGCGAAUUCAAGGUGUGCGGAGCUCGCGGAGAAGAUUCAAAAUCGAGAGAUGGACAUUGAGGGGGAAAGAAGCGAGUUCGUGCUGCAAUGGUUGCGAGGAUGUGGUGAAUCAAGAGACUUGGAUCAAGUUAAGCAUGCCCUGGAGGCAUACCAAGUAGAGGGAAUCAGGCUCCAGAAGGACAUCACAAAAUUCGCGAAAUCUGUGGAAAAGACAGACCAGCCUUUCGGGAGGGUCAACAAUUUGCUUUCCGCUGCAAUCGCCAGACAGCGCGAUAUAACAACAGACGCCCUCGAGUUUGAUGAAUCAGUUAUCCAAACUGGAUUCCAAUUUCGUGGCCAAUAUUUGAGUCUUCGUCUCAGCUGGGCCAUCCUUUGGGAUUUUGACACAAUCUACAGUAACGACUCCGUCGACCCACGUAUUCGUUCGGCAUUGCGCAAUAAGAUGGCAUCCCAGAUUAGAGGGUUUUUGGAUAAAUGUUCCUCACUCGUAAAUGCGAGUCGGAAUGCCAAAUUUCCACAACAAGAAGCAGAAGCUUGGAUCUAUCGUGCGUUAUUCUCCGUGCUCUUACGUAGCAAUUCUGGGUCGCAAGGCCAAUCCAUGGACAAAGUUACCGAGGUUUCUGAGGAGAGCUUGGGGGAAUUUGAAAGACUCUUUUCGCGACAUCCAGGUGGUUUGGCAUAUCUCAAGAACGAUGCUGAACAGGCGAGAAGGCUGGCAAAUGGUGGCACGUUUUAUACAAUGGUAACGGCAGAGGAAAAACGAGAGGUCUAUAGGGCUAUGGCCAGGCAGUUUUCAGGGACAGACCAUUGGUAUUAUUGUCGGAAUAAUCACCCUUUCAUGGUAGGGGAAUGCGGAAUGCGAAUGGAAGAAGCUCGAUGUCCAAAAUGCGAAGAGCCCAUUGGAGGCUAUGAUCACGCUCUUGUCCAAGAGGUUCAGAGAGUGGAAGAUAUCGAGUAUGGAUUUUCUUAG
Bipolaris sorokiniana ND90Pr is the source of this 2025-nucleotide messenger RNA. RefSeq lists its product as uncharacterized. The transcript has 8 exons. Bases 1 to 2025 code for a protein of 674 amino acids. Gene Ontology annotation, cellular component: nuclear RNA-directed RNA polymerase complex. The record is from RefSeq and is a predicted model, not a curated record. NCBI's taxonomy places the organism in Eukaryota, Fungi, Ascomycota, Dothideomycetes, Pleosporales, Pleosporaceae. Gene Ontology annotation, biological process: regulatory ncRNA-mediated heterochromatin formation.